CAAAGCGAGACAUCAAAAUCUCACCCUCUUUUAGAAUUAUAUACCGAAUCCAUUUAUCAUUCUAUGGAGAAAGCUCUAUACGCUCUCGAAUAAAGAUGUUUUUGAAGGAGUUUUGACUCAAGCCAAUUUGGUGUUCCGAUGUUUUUCGUCCUGAUAAGGCGCGACCGAUUUGGUUAACAACUACAAUGGGGAGGAUAAUCUGCUAUUGAGAAAUGACAUGGGGCUGUGGAUUUGAGAGGGAGUCACAUGCAGAAUUGGCUGAAUCACAGGUUUUGAGGCUGCAUAGGACCAAUGAGCUAACAUAUAUCUACUAGGUCUGCAUGUACCCCGCUUGCCCAAAGAUUGUGUUGACCAUCCGUCAGCACUCUGAAUUAACAUCAUUCAAAACAACCAACUUCAAGAUCCGCCGAAGUAGCUCAAUGGCGUGCAUGAAUUUUGGCCAUCCAAAUUAGCUUCCAACCUCGAAAAGCAGCUUCAUCAUGGAUUCCAAACGCCGAUUUUUCAAGGGCCUGUGGAGAGGAACAGGAAAAAAACAAACCAAUGAUUCGAUUGGCAAUGGCGAGCCUGCUCCAAAGAUAGAAACCCCCAAACGAACCAUCGCUAGGUUGAUAUCCACAACACUAGAUAGUACACCACAACCUCUGUAUCGUUUUUCUCCACGAUCCACAACACCCACUUCAAUCAGCCAGACGCAGAUCUCAAAAUCUGGAGAAACACUUUGGAGUCGGGCGUACACGUCCUUAUUGAAGAAUAGUCCUGAUCUGAUGGAAACAUACGAAGCAUUGCUUCUCGAUACCAAUCUUACUACUUUAGACAAACAAGAGCAAAUAGCGACCAUGGUUCAAAAGAAACUGGAAAUUCUGGAAUCAAAGCAAUGGACCAUCAAGAUCUCCGGAAAGUCACUCAAAGUCAAGGAUCGGGUGAAAAGAAUUAUGGAAGCUUUUAAGAAGGUCAAAGAAUUCGGGGCAGCUCUUGCGAGUAUUGAUCCAAUACAUGCCGGUUUGCCUUGGGCUGGUGUAUCCUUUUUACUUAGUCUUGUUUCAAAUGAUUUCGAACAAAAUGAAGCACUUCUCGAGGGAUUAGAAAAACUGUCAGAUAUCAUAGCUCGAUACACCGAAGUAGAGAGUGUUUAUCUGAAUACUGCCGUCGCAGGAGAUGUCGAUAUACAGCUUGAGUUGAGGGUCAUCAAGCUGUAUGCUUGUAUUCUCAAGUUUCAGGCGACAGCAGCAUGCUACCUUUCUUAUUCUACGCUUAAAAGGCUAAUGCGCAAUUUACCCAAGUUGGAUGAUUGGAGCAAACUUCUCACCGAAGUCACUUCGGAAGACGAAAAUUGCUACAGAUGGGUUCCUACAGGUCGCAAGAUCCCUCAUUUCAUAGGCCGAGGAGAGGUGCUAGCAAGGAUUGAUUCUGCGCAUUCGAGAAGCUCUUCUUCAAAGGCAGGGAUCGUGGUUUUGCGCGGCCUAGGAGGACAAGGUAAGACACAAAUCGCGCUUGAAUACUGCCAUAUCUCGAGAAACAAGUUCAAGGCCGUGUUUUGGGUCGAUAUGAGCUCUGAGAGUUCGGCUAUCCGGAGUUUUGAAACAAUCUAUUCUAAGAUCAAGGGGCCUGGAAACGACUGUGGUAGUGGUGACACGAAACUAGAAGUCGUCAAAAAUACCAUUCGUACGUGGAAUUUCAAGUGGCUGAUUACUUUUGACAAUUACGAUACGCCUGAUAAAUUUUCUCUUGAAGACUACAUACCACACAGUGUCUAUGGAUCAGUUUUGGUGACUACAAGGCACAAGGAUGUUGACGCCUUAGUGGAAGACACCGCCGCAGCCAUUGAGCUGUUGGGUCUGCCCGACAAAGAAGCUCUGCAGCUCUUGUAUAAACAGAGCGGCGUAGAAGAAAAUGAAGUCAACAAAAUGAAUGGGUUGAAUAUUGUGGAGAGGCUUGGAUAUCAUGCGCUCGCUGUUACUCAAGCUGCGACAUAUAUCAAAAGUUUGAAGCUUAACUUUUCAAGCUUUGAAUCUCAUUAUUCUCGACGUCGGGAAGCGAUUUUGAAGUACAAGAUUCCUAUGAACAAGUACACGAAGCUUUUAAGCGAUUUUGAGAAAGAAGCGGCCUUCAAUGUGUUUACCACCUGGGAGCUGUCCUUUGACGAACUCAAAGCUCAACACAAUUCGGCAGAUCUCGAGCAACUCCUUACAAUUCUUGCAUUCUUCGAUCCUCGUGAUAUCUCCGAGGAGCUUUUCUCUUCAUAUAUGAGUCAAGAAUUUUGGUGGAGUUAUAAAUAUCCAGGUUUUGCCUUCAGCCAGAGAGAAGCGGGUGUAUGGGAUAGAGAUGCAUUUGCCGAUGCAUUGCAGAUUUUAGAGAGCCUGUCUCUCAUACAAAGCUUUUAUGCUUCUACCAAUGGCGAAUACCAUAUAUCUCUUCAUCCUCUGGUCAAGGAUUGGAUUCGGCUUCGAACCAAAGAAUCACUCUGUGAGGAGUACACUGUCUUGGUAGCUGAAAUGAUUGCCGGUCAGGCAGUGACAAAUUUCCUGGAUAUGGAUCUCGUUCACAUCAGUGCACAUGAAGAGAACAUCGUAUAUAUUACUACACCAAAUGUCGUCGAAAGCUCCUAUGAUGAGUCCUCGAAUAAGCGAUCUAUGUAUGAAAUUUUUUACUUGAGUGAAUGUAUAAUGUGCUCAAAUCUUAAGUUGAUGGAUUAUUCUGAGAAAGCAAAAGUCAUAGGUGGACGCUUGUUUGAGCGACAAAAGAAAUUCCACUGGGAAGACACUUGGCAGAGUUCGUUCAAUGUCAAGGAGAAAAUACAAGGUAUUUUGAGCAAGCUAGGCAUGACAGAAGAAGCAUUGUCAAUCAGUACACAGCUUUACACACUACACUCUAGAAUGUAUGGAGAAGAACAUAGGAAAACUAUUCAUAGUAUAGAGUUACUUAGUCGAAGACUCAAAGAAUUUGGCGAGCUUGAAAGAGCCUUGAGGCUACAGCGUAAGGUUCUUGAGUACAACAAAGAGAAUAGAAGCGAUGAUGAUCCCAUAGUCGUAAAAUCUCUAUUUGAAGUAGUGGAAACACUCAUGGAACUCGGCAUCACUGAUGAAGCAGAACAGCUGUAUAGGAAGGUGAUUGACCUGCAGGUGAAACUCUCAGGAGAAGCCCAUGCUGCGACCUUGAACAGCAAGAUAAAGUUAGCAGAACUUCUGGAAAAAACGACCCAGACGGAAGAAGCAAAUAGGCUAUGCACAGAAAUCUUAAGCCUCAUGAAUAGCUGGGCUAUUCUCAGCAGCGACGCCUUCAGUUUAAUGUUCGACCUGAGAUCCAUACUUCGAAAUCUCUAUAGAUGGGAAGAUAGUCUGGCUUUAAGUCAACAUGCAUUGAAGCUGGUAGAGCAAUACCAUAGCAGGGAAACUUUAAGCCUCAUUUUUGCAACGAAAGCGGUUGCCUAUGCUUUUCAGGACUUGAAUAGAUUCGAUGAGGCUGAACAAGUUUUCAAAAGACUUUGGCUGCUGUGUACAGGGAAUCUGAAGGGUUAUCAAUCGCUUUUUCUAGAAUCACAGAUAGGUUAUGCCAAGAUGUUGAGGUAUCUUGGGAAAAGGGAGAAAGCAAAGGAACUGGGCAGGGAUGCAUUGCAAAGGUUGAAAAAAUCGCGUGGGGAGGAAAGCAUAGAGGUUCGGAAGUUGAACGAGGCCCCGAAAUUCAGCUGGCUACGCCAAACUAGUAAAAUCUUACAAGACUUGGAUGCUUAUUAUGAGCAGGCUCUUGGGGGCCGUGAUGAUGUUACGGAUGAGGAGAGGUAUGCGGCGUGGAGAGCCUGGAAGGUGAAGGUGGGUGAAGAAGUAGUAAAUAGAUUGAAUAUGGAGAUUAAUAAGACUAGUGAGGGGUAGGAUUAUGGGUCAGAAUCGGAAGAGGAAGAUGGAGACGAAGAGGAGAGGUAUACGGCGUGAAAAGCCUGGAGGGUGAAGCGUCGGGUGAGGAGAUGGUGAGAAGAGUUCAUAUAAGAAAUGCUGGGAUUAGUGAGGGGUCAGGACACGGAUCGGAAUCGAAAUUGGUGGAGCAAAGAUGAGAUAGGGUACGUGCUAGGCAAGAUUUGUGAUGUUCUCCAAAGAGAAUAGAAGGAGGCGAAGGGACACCGACUAUAAAGGAUGUGGAUGCCUAAGGCAUCUAUGUAAGUACGCUACGAAUUCAUUACAACUAUUAUAGUAUAAUUUGAGCCAACCUAAUCACUCGUUGCA
Molecule: messenger RNA, 4214 nt
Organism: Botrytis sinoallii
Lineage: Eukaryota; Fungi; Ascomycota; Leotiomycetes; Helotiales; Sclerotiniaceae
Exons: 6
Coding region: 480-3866 (1128 amino acids)
Molecular function (GO): ADP binding; protein binding
Source: RefSeq, a predicted model, not a curated record